CUCUAUGUGGGCAACAUCCCCUUCGGCGUCACCGAGGAGGCCAUGGUGGACUUCUUCAACGCCCAGAUGCGCCUGGGCGGGCUGACGCGGGCCCCGGGCCACCCCGUCCUGGCCGUGCAGAUCAACCAGGACAAGAGCUUUGCCUUCUUGGAGUUCCGCUCCGUGGACGAGACCACCCAGGCCAUGGCCUUCGACGGCAUCAUCUUCCAGGGCCAGUCGCUGAAGAUCCGCCGGCCUCACGACUACCAGCCCCUGCCCGGCCUGUCGGAGAACCCCUCUGUCUACCUGCCUGGCGUGGUGUCCACCGUGGUCCCGGACUCUGCCCACAAGCUGUUCGUCGGGGGCUUGCCCAACCACCUGCACGAGGACCAGGUGAAAGAGCUGCUUACGUCGUUCGGGCCUCUCAAGGGCUUCCACCUGGUCAAGGACGGCGCCACCGGGCUCUCCAAGGGCUAUGCCUUCUGUGAGUACGUGGACAUCAGCGUCACGGAUCAGGCCAUUGCGGGGCUGAGUGGGAUGCAGCUGGGGGACAGGACACUGCAGGUGCAGAGGGCGAGUGUGGGCGCCAAGAAUGCCACGCCAAGCACCAUCCUCCAGACCCCCGUGACCCUGCAAGUGCCGGGCCUGCUGAGCUCCCAGGUGCAGAUGGGCGGCCAGCCCACGGAGGUCCUGUGCCUCCUGAACACGGUGCUGCCCGAGGAGCUGCUGGACGACGGGGAGUACGAGGAGAUCGUGGAGGACGUGCGGGACGAGUGCAGCAAGUACGGGCUGGUCAAGUCCAUCGAGGUCCCCCGGCCCGUGGACGGCGUCGAGGUGCCCGGCUGCGGGAAGGUGCGUGCGUCUGCCCUCUGCCCCGCCGCUCUCCGGCGUCUCCUACACACCCUCCUCUGGCCCGCGGGCACCCAGGGCCCGUGCAGGCAGCAGAACUGCUGUGGCCAGAACUUGGUGCAGAGCUUGGCUGCUAUGUGACCUUGUGUGCAGGUGGUUUGGCCUUGUCCUCGGAGUGGGGGAAAAGUGCUAAAAAUAGUCACCACGCCUACACACUCACCUCCUGGGUGCCGGGUGCCCUUCUGAGCGACCCCGCUAAACUCACCUGGUUACCCCAGAGCUCUCCCAGCAGCUCCUGGGGCCCCUUCCUGGGAGGACACAAGCCACAUGGUCAGGUGUCAGGUUCUCACGGC
Molecule: messenger RNA, 1181 nt
Organism: Myotis brandtii (Brandt's bat)
Lineage: Eukaryota; Metazoa; Chordata; Mammalia; Chiroptera; Vespertilionidae
Product: splicing factor U2AF 65 kDa subunit
Exons: 1
Biological process (GO): mRNA processing
Cellular component (GO): nuclear speck; nucleus; commitment complex
Molecular function (GO): pre-mRNA 3'-splice site binding; poly-pyrimidine tract binding
Source: RefSeq, a predicted model, not a curated record